GCGGAAAUGUAAACUGGCUGUCACGUGAAGCUCAAUAAUAGUGGCAAAUUUGAAAAGAAGCUGCUGUUAGUUUGUGUUCAAGUGGAAAACGAAGUGUUUGUCACAUUUCCUGAUGUCCCAUUUCAACUUCGAGAGUCUGCUGUCAGAGGUGACCAAGAUGGAUGGCCCCAUCCCUAAUGCUCCGAUGAUGAGGUGGCAGCGGAAGGCCCUGGAAAGUGGACUCAGGGUGAACGUUCCCGACCAGGCACUACUAUCACCAUGGAAACAAAGACUGUCUCGAACCCCAGGGAAGACCCCCAAGACGCCGAGCAGCGGGAAAAUGACCCCCUUUACCACCCUCACUCCUGGGAAGACACCGGGCAAGUCCAGCACCACACUCACAUCGAAGACGCCUAAUAAGAAGACGCCAAAAACUCCAAAGCACGGAGUGCAAGACAGGUUCAUCCCAAACCGCUCGACGACCGAUAUGGACAUGGGUCACUACGCCGUGAUGAACAAUGAGAACGAUGUUGACCAGACUGAGAACACCUACAGACAACAACUCAACGACACCCUGGCCGGAGGACGGAAACCAAAGGAGUGCAACAUUCUCUCUUACACCAACAAGGCCCCACAGGCGAAGGAAGGACACAUGAACAGUCUUUCCGUCCUCUACAGCACCAACAAGCGUCUACAAGCUCGAUCCAUUGCUACCAGAUACAUUGCUAAAGAACCUGAGCGAAUCCUUGACGCUCCUGACAUGAUGGAUGAUUACUACUUGAACCUACUUGACUGGUCGAACACCAACCUCUUGGCUGUAUGUCUUGGCAGCGCCCUCUACCUCUGGAAUGCCACCAACAGUUCCAUCUCCCACCUGUUCCGGCUGUCCACACCCGACUUGUACAUAUCUAGCGUUGGCUGGAUAAAGGAGGGCAAUGUCCUGGCGGUGGGGAUCAACAAUGGUGCAGUGCAGCUGUGGGACACCACCAAAGAGAAGUUGAUCCGGACCAUGGGCGGCCAUGCGGCCCGAGUUGGUGCACUGAGCUGGAACUCCUACAUCCUCUCCAGUGGGAGUCGAACAGGUGCCAUCCAUCACCACGACGUGCGUGCGGCUGAACACACAGUGGGAUCCCUACACAACCACAGCCAGGAGGUGUGUGGCCUCAAGUGGUCAGGGGACGGUCGAUACCUCGCCAGUGGCGGCAAUGACAACCUCCUUAACAUCUGGGAUACAACCCUCGGCACUGACGUCAGUCCCCUACAUGUCCUCACCGACCACCAAGCUGCUGUCAAGGCACUGGCAUGGUGUCCAUGGCAACCUCAUCUACUGGCCAGUGGUGGCGGAACAGCUGACCGCCACAUCCGAUUCUGGAAUGUAACAACAGGGGCUUGUCUGGCCUCGACAGACACAAACUCCCAGGUGUGCUCCAUGCUGUGGUCGAAGGAGUACAAAGAGCUGAUCUCAGGGCAUGGAUACUCACAGAACCAGCUCUCUAUCUGGAAAUAUCCCAACAUGGACAAGCUGGUGGACCUGACAGGUCACUCCGCCCGUGUGUUGUGCUUGACAAUGUCCCCAGACAACCAGAUUGUGGCAAGUGCUGCAGCAGACGAAACCAUCCGCAUCUGGAAGUGCUUCGCUUCCGACAAACAACGGAAAAGUUCCGUGUCCAAAGGGCCAACCAAGGACGGUCCGGGUCUCAGCGUCUUGCGAUCAGGGAUUAGGUGAAGUGCUCGGUGUACCAUGUAGGAUUCCAUUUAUGUGCUACCAAAAAAAUCCACAACAUGAACUUAUGACAAAUUGUAUGUUCUUAUUCAUACAUACAUGACUUACAUUUCUUCAAAGAUUUACAACAGGAUGGGCAAUCCAUGAUCCAGAUCUUGGACCAGUUCAUGGUCCGUUGAUCAAGUAGCCAUGUUGUUAAUGCGUUUGCUAAUGAUGCAGAUAACCCAGUCUAUUCCAAAAUAUGGAUACAAUGUGUGAAACCCCUUUUCUAUGUGCCACACCAUGACAUGGCUGGAUUUUUGCUAUAUUUGGCAUCAAACCUUACUCACUCACUCACGGUAUGGGGACAGAUAGUGAACCUUGCCUCAAAUGUGUGGUAGCACAACUUCCAUAUUGAG
Messenger RNA from Haliotis rufescens (red abalone), 2100 nucleotides. Its product is annotated as cell division cycle protein 20 homolog. The transcript has 11 exons. Gene Ontology annotation, cellular component: anaphase-promoting complex. The coding region runs from base 113 to 1705 and encodes 530 amino acids. Gene Ontology annotation, biological process: anaphase-promoting complex-dependent catabolic process; positive regulation of ubiquitin protein ligase activity; positive regulation of anaphase-promoting complex-dependent catabolic process. Lineage: Eukaryota; Metazoa; Mollusca; Gastropoda; Lepetellida; Haliotidae. The record is from RefSeq and is a predicted model, not a curated record. Gene Ontology annotation, molecular function: anaphase-promoting complex binding; protein binding; ubiquitin ligase activator activity.